UAUUCUCAUUUAAAGCCUAUCUAUACAAAUUGAAAUUAUAUUCAACAUCACUUUAAAUGAUACUUAAGUACUAUAGUACUUGGAUCAAGGUCUGCGUUUUGGUGAGAUGCAGUGUGCUGAAGGCCCUCAGUGACCCACCUGCAAUGCUGACUUCAGGGGCUGCCUAUAUUGAGUUUGCAGAUUUUCCUUGAGUGUCCUGGUUUCCUCCAACAUCCUGAAGAAAUACAGCAGAGGUCAGUAGACUUCUAUCCAUUGUCUCUAUCAAUGAUUACGACGUGGUCUCCUCUACAUCAAAUGAACUGAACACUGAUUGGAUGAUUACUUUGGAAGACUCCAGUAUUUAACCCACAACUCCUGCAGUGAAAUUCUUUAGAAAGUCUUUAGAUUUGCGGUGUUGAAGCCCUGAGAUGCAGAUUUGGUUGUUUUUUGUACCAUUUGCUCUGGUGAAAGUUGAGAUGAUCGGAACGGAGUUGUGCAGAGCUGGACAUCCUGGAAUUCCUGGAAACCCUGGUCAUAAUGGCAUUCCUGGGAGAGAUGGGCGGGAUGGCUCCAAGGGUGACAAAGGAGACUCAGGUGAAGUUGGGAAAUCUGGACCCACAGGACCUCAGGGGCCUAAAGGUGAACCUGGAAAGCCAGGGCCCCCUGGUGGACCAGGUAUAAAAGGAAGAAGAGGAGAACAAGGAACUAAAGGAAUACCAGGCAAAAUGGGACCAAAAGGAAUUGCUGGGCCACUUGGACUUAAAGGACAAAAGGGGGAAAUUGGGCUUCAAGGGAAGCAGGGCAUCAAAGGGAAUUUGGGACCUGGAGGUCCAAAAGGAGAAGAAGGACCUAUUGGAGCUCAGGGAGACAUUGGACUACCAGGUCCUGUAGGACCUAAAGGUUUGCCAGGUCCAAAAGGAGAGGUGGGCCCCAAAGGAUCACAUGGGAAUCCUGGAAUUCAAGGUGUAAAGGGAAGUAAAGGGGAAAGUGGUGAAAAGGGAAACACUGGUGAAAAUGCACUGAUAAGGAAUAGUGCUUUCAGUGUUGGAUUGACAGAAUUUUCCAAACUGCCACGUUCAGGUGCCCCAAUUAAAUUUGAAAAAAUCUUUUACAACAACCAAAAUCACUAUGACCCCACAACAGGGAAAUUUACAUGUGAAUUUUCUGGGGUUUAUUACUUUGUCUAUCACAUCACCGUCUAUGUUAAGCAUGUAAGGGUUUCCCUGUACAAAAAUGGUGUUCAGACCCUGAAUACAUUUGAUAGUUAUCAGAGCAGUGAGGAUCAGGCUUCAGGGGGCACACUGCUGCAGUUACAACGCGGUGAUCAAGUGUGGCUUCAAGUAAUUGGCGGUGAUUCUUUUAACGGGCUGUAUGCAGAUACCAAUGAUGACACGGUUUUUACAGGGUUUCUGCUAUUUACUGAAUGACGAGGUUCAGUAAACCUUUCACUGGAAAUGUAAAUUCAACCGACAACCCGGAAGAAACAAAAUGUCUGGACAUUUUAGCCAAAACCCCACAAAUGCUGGAAAUCUGAAAUAAAAACAGAAAAUGUCAGAAAUACUCAACAGUCAGCAUCAGUGAAAAUCUCAUCAAAGACCCUUCAUCAAAACUCUGAGAAUGAGAAGAGGUUGCAGAGCAAAUCGCUAAGUGGGAGAGGGAUGAGAGAAUGCCUAAUCAGUUGUUGGCGAAAAAGCAAUAAUGUUCACUAACUUCUGUAAUGGACACAUGAAAAAGGGGUUAUUCACAGGGUUACUGUGAAUUACUUCACUUCAAAUAUUAACUCUGCCUUGUCCCUGGAAGUUUUGUUAGAUGAUCUGCCACGUGGACUGAUAGUCCCCUCUCCCUUCUCAAAUAUUUAUGAUGCACAAGUAGUUUUUUAAACAUUGGAAUUUAAUGUUAAGAUGAUUUUUCACAUGCAAUUUUAUGUGCAGGUAGCAUGAGAACUGUGUUAAUAUGGACCACUUAACUAGAAAACUAUUACCUCAGUGUGUGCACAAUCUUAAGACGCCAGCAACUUGAUAAAGGUUUGGUGCCACCCGAAUGGCUAUACUAUUCACCUAAUUAUCACUUCCGGGACCUUUGAAGGAGUCAAUUCUGAAGCAGAACAGCUGUGACUGGGAUUUAAAGGUUAACAGUGGUGGCGGGGGGGGGGGGGGGGGGGGGGGGAAGGGUAGGCUGAAUUGGGUGACACUGGAAACUGUACCGUGCGACCUGGAAGGAAAUGUGAUUAAUCCCCAUGAUUAACCUGACCUGGUGUAGACUGUUACACAAAACUUAUGCCACCUUCCAUUAUCCCAAUUUUAGCUAUCAGUUAUGGCUAACCACACCUCUCAGUCUUUGCUUCUUGCCAAGAGGGGAAGUGCUUCAUAAGCAUCUUGCUGGCUACCUGCAGACACUCUUCCUCCACAUUCUGGUCAAGUCAAAGAACACUGCAGCACAGAAAGAGCUCCUUCGUCCCUUCUAGUCCACGCUGAACUGUCAAUUUGCCUAGUCCCAUCGACCCGCACUCCAUUCCCCUCCCACCUGUGUACGUGUCCAGAUUUCUCUUAAAUGUUUAAAUCGUACCCACUACUUCUGCUGGCAGUGUGUUCCACACUCUCACCGACUACUGAGUAAAGAUAUUCUCCCGCACGUUCCCCUUGAAUAUUUCAUCUUUCACCCUUAACUCAUGACCUCCAGUUCUAGUUUCACCCAACCUCAGUGGAAAAAGCCUAUUUGCAUUAGCCCCAUCUAUACCCCUCAAAAUUUUAUAUACCUCUCUCAAAUCUCCCCUCAUUCAAAGUUUCAAAAGUACAUUGAAAGUCAGAGAAAUGUAUACAAUAUACAUCCUGAAAUGUUUUUUCUUCGCAACCAUCCACGAAAACAGAGGAGUGCCCCCAAAGAAUGAAAGACAGUUUAAAUGUUAAAACCCCACAGCCCCCCCCAGCUUCCCCCUACGCGUAAGCAGCAGCAAAGCAAUGAUCCCCCUCCCCCACCAGCAAAACAAAAGCAUUGGCACCCACCACCGAGCUCUCAAGCGUGCAGCAAAGCAACAGCAAAGACACGGACUUGCAGAAUCCCAAAGACUACUUGUUCACCCGGUGUUCGACAUACCACAGGCUCUCUCUCUCCCUAAUGAGGGAGAAAGAGGUGUCUCUGUUUCGCUUACACUACAAGGAAUAAUAACUAACGUAUUCAACCUUUCCGUAUAACUCAGGUCCUCAAGUCCUGGCAACAUCUUUGUAAAUUUUCUCUGCAUUCUUUCAACCUAAUUUACAUCUUUCCUGUGGGUAGGCGACCAAAGCUACACACAAUACUCCAAAUUAGGCCUCACCAAUGUCUUAUACAACUUCAACAUAACAUU
This is a messenger RNA of Hypanus sabinus (Atlantic stingray), 3322 nucleotides long. RefSeq names its product C1q and TNF related 9 (gene c1qtnf9). Gene Ontology annotation, molecular function: protein binding. The coding region runs from base 408 to 1406 and encodes 332 amino acids. The record is from RefSeq and is a predicted model, not a curated record. The transcript has 5 exons. Lineage: Eukaryota; Metazoa; Chordata; Chondrichthyes; Myliobatiformes; Dasyatidae.